UACAAUAGAAAGCCGUCAGAACACUAGACUGUGUACUAUACGUGAAUAAGGCUUUUAGAUAUAAACAAACCACAAAGAUAAAUGAUAAUGUCCUUUGCCCGCCUCGGUAGAUGGCAUCCGUCACGGAAGAAAUACAACAGCCCAUUUUGUUUUUAAUUCAAUGACUGUGAAUUCAUUACUUUAGACACGUUGAGACUCAUUCAAGAUGGCGGGUUACCUUUGAGGAGACCAGACAUUAUCCACAGUCCUUAUUUUCAUCUCAAAGACGGAAUACAAAUAGAUGGAAUCCUGGGGUAUCCUGUGUGCAGUUGCCUUGCUGUGUAUAUUGCCAACAGUCCAUCCUGAGAAGAAAUUGCUAUGUUACAUGACAGAAGGCGAUGAAUGCGGUCCACACAAUGGCAAAUGUUACGUGUCAUUCAAUGGAACACACGUUUUCAUCUACCAUAAAAACAAGGAGUCGCUAGAGUUCAGCAUGGAACUUUCAAGAAACGACUCAAACUCGAAAAUCUCAGCGUGUCCGUUUGACGAAACAACGGAGACAUGUUUUAUACGCACCACCACUGUACAGGAGGGCGCUACUGAUCCAGACUUCUACAUCUACAAUGGCACUUGGGUUGAAAAGUAUGAAGGUGCAUUUGAUUAUAAGGACUGCCCAUGUGACGGCUACCAUAAUUAUGAGAAAUCUUACAGGUUCUAUGGCUUAAAAACGUCUUACAACCAAGUUUACUGGGCACAUUACGAUGUAGCCGAUGCUCCACCGGACGCUGGUACCAGAGCCAACGAAACCAUUCCAGGAUGUGAACCCGCGUUCGUUUGGUAUCUGGGUAGAGAAGCGGUGGAAUACCCUCCCUCUGAUCUAAUCUCGAAAAUGAUAAGGAAGCUACCGACCAUACGAGACACAAUUCUUAAAGCCGAGCCUGCAACGCGUUCUUUUGAACAAGAGGCCAAUCCUGAUAACAAUACCAUGUGCUGGGUGGACCUGGAAAGAUUGAGGGCAUGGACGACCCUACAGAAACCCAGGUUCGUUGACAAACCUGGAAAUAAGGCUGUUGAUGUUCAGUAUGGAGGGAAGAUUACGUACGAUCAAAUAUGGCAUCUUUUUCAGAUAGGAUUGAGACUCAGAAACCGGUUUCCAAAGCUGCUUGCUUCAUUCAACAGGACACUUUUCAACUUCAAAACCGCUGAUGUGGAAAAUAUACGGGAUAGUGGAUUGGAAGUUGGGGCAGGCGUUUUUAAUGUCACAGGUCUGUGGUUUGUAGAAAAGGAUAGAAAUCGGCGUAAAUUUCUAUCAAAAGUUCCCUUCGAAGCUGUGGGUCAGUCAGCUGAUCACCUACUGUCUUAUCACACCAGUUGUUACAAAUAUUUUAAGCAAUCAAGCUAUGUACAACAGGAGGAGAAAUUUAUGAACAGUGUUCCCGUUCAAAGGAUGAUACAAGGUCUGAAAAAACGACUGGGACUGAAGCAUUUAUCGUUCGGUGACGCAAGAUUAGCAUAUGAAGCCUGUCGUAGUGAGGAUGUGUUGUAUGAGAAGGGGGGAGACUAUGGGCCGUCUCCAUGGUGUGCGAUUUUUACCGAAGAAGACCUCAAGGUGAUGGAAUAUAUGGAGGAUUUAGUAACGUACGCCAAAGUUGGCUAUGGCAGAGCCAUAAACCAACUGAUGACUUGUGAAUUAGUCGAUGAUUUGGUUACCUAUGUGGAGCAAGUCAAAGAAGGAAAGAUAAACAUGAGUGGAGUAUUCCGGUUUGCGUCAAAAGAUGUGCUUCUGUCUUUCUUCACAGUAAUGGGCCUUUUCAAGGACAAGUUGGCCCCGGUAGCUGGAAACUACGAGACGCAAAGAGAUCGCAAAUGGCGAACAAGCCUUAUUGCUGGUUUUGCUUCCAACCUUCAGGCUGCCCUCUAUACUUGUCCCAUGGAUCCCCAAACCAAUAAAACAAAGGCAUACGUUCAAAUAAUGGUUAAUGAGAAGGAAAGAUUGUUCCCAGGUUGUGAUUCAGCUUUCUGUGAUUAUGAUAUUUUCUACAAAAAACUGAAGCCUUUUGCACAAGCUUGCGACUUUCAGAGGAUAUGUGGAGAUAUUGAAGUGUCUUGGAGAAGGAGCGCCGGUUUUUCUUUACAUGCUUCUGCUCAAAAUGCCAUGUAUUUGUUGAUGGCUGUACUUACAUAUAUCUGCAUCUUCAAAAGCCAUCAGGUUUAAGUCAUCGAAAACAACUUAAAACUUCAACGGCCAUUAAUUAGUUUAACUUGUGGUCGGGUAUGACUUUUCAAUGGAUGUCAUAAUUAUGCAACAUGCAAAUAAAGACUGAUGACAUUAAUAUAGUGUUAAGGAUUAUGGACCUAGGUGCUAGCAACUAAUGUUAAAUGAAAACCCAAAUAUCGUUGAACGCCUACUACCACGUAAAUGUUGGUCUUUCCUUAUACACCAGUAUUUAGAUGUACUAAUGGAUUAUUCAAGAGCAUAAGCAAAAACACCUUUUUCAUGAUGAUAUUUUCCUCUUUAAAGAAAACAUGAAACUGAGUGCCUUCUUCUGGUAAGCGCUCUUCUUAAAACCCUUAUGAUUGUCAUCAGUAUGUCAAGUGUUACGCUCGUGUGACAUGGAUUAAAUUUGGUAUUUCCUCAAAGAAUAAUUAUGUU
Lingula anatina is the source of this 2632-nucleotide messenger RNA. Its product is annotated as multiple inositol polyphosphate phosphatase 1. NCBI's taxonomy places the organism in Eukaryota, Metazoa, Brachiopoda, Lingulata, Lingulida, Lingulidae. The record is from RefSeq and is a predicted model, not a curated record. Gene Ontology annotation, molecular function: acid phosphatase activity; inositol phosphate phosphatase activity.